Messenger RNA from Stylonychia lemnae, 558 nucleotides. The record is from the annotation of a GenBank genome assembly. NCBI's taxonomy places the organism in Eukaryota, Ciliophora, Spirotrichea, Sporadotrichida, Oxytrichidae.
AUGGAUAAAAGCAAAUACCAGGAGAUAGAUAAAAUGUUUUCUCAAAGCAGUAUCUCAAGAUACACAGGCUUCCAUGACUAUAGAAAUAUUUUCCUUGAACCCCAAUUCAACCUACAAGAUCCAUUUACUGAGAAAAUGCUUAAGGAGACAGCACUUAAGCUUUUCGCUAAAGUAGCCUUAAUUACAGUUGCAUCAGCAGGCUUUGGUGUUGCUAUGGGUCUCAUCAUGAGUUCAUUUGAAACUAACAAUGCUCAAAUAGUUGAUAACACCAGAAGCACCAGAUCUCAACUGAAGCAGCAUUUUCAUGGGUAUGGUAGAUUCCUCAAGAGACAAGCUCUCCAUUUCUCGAAAUUUGGCCUUUAUAUCAGUCUAUUAGAACUACCAAUUGAAAUCAUAAUGGGGAGAGUGAAUACUCCAGGCAUCUUCUUUAGCGGGGGAAUGGCAGCAGUACUUUGCAAUCCAAGAGGUUCAGUUAGUUCCAUGUUUAGCACAUUCAUGGGGUCUGGAGCAUUCAUCGGAUUAAUUGGUUUAUACAUGAACAAGGGAAAUGAUAAAUGA